CACUCAUUCCAGUCAUUCCUUUUCAAAGCCUGCUCUUCAGCGUCCACUCGUUCACGUCAAGAACAAGCAAAGUCAUUCUUAAUCUCUUAUCCACACUAAUUCUAACUCUCCACAAUGAAGUUCACCGGACUUGUUGCCUCCCUUGCUGCUGUCAGCGCUGCUUCUGCCGCUGCUGUUCCUACCGCUUCUCUCCAGCCCACUUUGACCCAGCUCACCGACGUUCUUGGAAACAUCGACGGUCUUCUUGGUGGCGUCCUCAAGGGCGCCAACGUCGGUGACCUCGUCCAGGUCCAGGAUGUUCUUAAGCAGGUUCAGGGCCAGCUGGGCCAGCUCACCAGUGCUGUCUGCCAGCGCGACAUAGUUGGAAACGAGCUCAGCACCGUUGGCAAUGUCGCUUCGCCUGUGACUUCCACCGUUGACGGUGUCACUAAGCCUGUGGUUGGAACCGUUGAUGGAGCUGUUGGUACCGUCGAGGGCACUGUCAAGAACACCCUUGCUGGCGCCACCGGUGCCGUCGGUGUCAAGCGCCAGGUUGGCCAGCUGACUGGUGUUGCUACGAACCUGAUCAGCCAGAUUAAGGCUGAAACCAUCGACACUGCUGGUGUUGAGCACAUCCUUGACCUCGUCCACCUCGACAACCUCCCUCUUGUCGGCAGCAUCCUUGGUCUCGUUCUGUAAAGAGACUAUCUCGGCGAUUCAUGCUUCCUCUCACGAAUAUCAUGGGAAGGAAUGUGCGAAGCGCUUCAUAUAAAACUUCUGUUGGGGAAACCCACGGAGUUACGGCAAUGAGAGUACAUCGACGCUAUAACCCUAGCUAGACAACAACAUGAGCAUUUGGGAAUGAGGGGAGGCUCUUGUACAGUACAGUGAAGGCUUUAGUCCAUAAUUUCUAAUUCCACGUCCCCAAUUUGAUACCUACCAUAUCCUUUGAUUUGGCAAAAAGCUUCGACC
Messenger RNA from Aspergillus alliaceus, 951 nucleotides. RefSeq lists its product as uncharacterized. The coding region runs from base 115 to 678 and encodes 187 amino acids. NCBI's taxonomy places the organism in Eukaryota, Fungi, Ascomycota, Eurotiomycetes, Eurotiales, Aspergillaceae. The transcript is spliced from 5 exons. The record is from RefSeq and is a predicted model, not a curated record.